CAUUUCUCACUGCAGAUAGAGUAUGAAUGUGAAUCUAAGGAAUGAAGGUGAGCUCACAGUUGCGUUAGUUUUACAGUCCAAGGUCCUUUCUUCAAAUCCUUUGCAACUGACAGCAAAUGUAAAGAAGAGGAGGACUGACAUCGGGAUGAAAUGAAAUGAUUCAAAAUGAAUACAGGAAUCAUGGAUUAUGGUCGACAGCUUUUCGGCUUUGGCACGUCUCAAGAGACUAAGUACCAUGGUUUGCUCAACCAAGGAGCGACGUGUUACUUGAACAGCGUGCUGCAGGUGCUGUUCAUGACCAAAGAUUUCAGAGAGGCUGUUGAAAGGCACAACCCCGAAAACCCUGACACCGAGUUUAUUGAUUGUGAUCUUAAAGCGUUGUUUGAUGACUUAAAGGUCCGAUCAGCAUACACCUAUAGCAUCACAAAGAAGCUGCGCAUUGACAGAGUGUAUGAACAGCGUGAUGCUGCUGAGUACUUUGAGAAGAUUUUAAGACUGACCAGUCCUGAGGUUUCACAGAUCUUCCACGGACAGCUGACACACAGGACCAUAUGCUCUGCAUGUGAUAAAGUCACUGAUGCGAAUGGGCCAUUUUGGCAUCUUCCUCUGGCGCUGGUGGAUUCCUACAAAGGACACUACAGUGUGGCACGUGGCAUCGAGGAGUUUUUCAAAGCAUCAAAUAUCUGUGGAGGAAACCAACUGUACUGUGAGCAGUGUGAUGCCAAAGCUGAUGCUACUGUUAAAAGUGUACUAACGCAUCACCCAGAGGUUUUGAUGCUGCUGCUGAAGAGGUUUGAGUUUGACUACCAAUACAUGGCAUAUGUCAAAAGAAACUGCGUCGUAGAUGUUCCCUACAUCCUACACAUCCCAGAGAAUCAGACAUAUGAGCUGUACGCGUUUGUGGAGCACUCUGGUGAUCUUAGAAGUGGACAUUACACUGCAACAGUCAAGUCCCAGGAUGAUGACAGAUGGUAUAAGUUCAAUGAUACCAGUGUCACAUUGCUGAACUCCCAGCCGUACCAGGUGGACAGCUCUGAGAAAUCCCGCACAGCUUAUCUUCUUUUUUACAGGAAAAAGACAACCCAUGUUGCAGAUUCUUGCACUCCAGAGCUCAGGGAUGGAGGUUUCCCACCUGCGAUCAGUGACAACUAUGUCCAGUGUCAAGGUGUUGAAAAGAUUAGUGAGCGAGGGGAGGAUGAGGAGGCAGCAAAGAAAACAGGACUUAGAGACAUGGUCUGUGUUGGGAGAGGACCUCACCUCAUCUGUAGUGUAGAUGAUCAGGACAACAAAGAUGAUGUCAGACAGAGAAUACCAGACAAUGAGGACAAGAGAGGACUGCUCCCGACAGAAACUCAACCUAAAGAGAGAGGAGAAGAUCAGAUCUACGACGCCGCAGGAAUGGAUGAUGUUAGACAGAGGACACCAGAUAUUAAUCAUGAUUUUAAACCGAGAGCCGGUGACAGUCACGCAAGACAUGAUCACCUCAGCAAACAAGGUGACAUGAGCAAUGAACAGAGGAGACAAAUGGUUGACAUGACAGACAUGGAAGCACAGCAGUCCAACAGGGUUGCAAAGCAUCAGGACCAUGAAGGAUCUGGUGAUGUGAGACGCAUCCAUGAACAUGAGGGAGGUAAACAGGAAGUUAGACAACAUUAUGACCCUCAGCUUGGUAGUCUGGGCAAAAAGGGAGAUGAGGAGAGGGUGGGCGUAGAUGUUAAAAAUGAUGAAGAGGGAAAGACUGUAGAGCACAAGAGAGGAGAUUAUGAGGAUGCACAGAGAAAAGGAACAUCCAGGACCAAACCUUGCAUUAGUAAAGAUUUGGAGAAUGAGGACAAGAGAAGAUCAGGUGAUACAGGCCAUACGUCAGAGUCAGACUGA
Toxotes jaculatrix (banded archerfish) is the source of this 1878-nucleotide messenger RNA. Its product is annotated as ubiquitin carboxyl-terminal hydrolase 47-like. Gene Ontology annotation, molecular function: cysteine-type deubiquitinase activity; cysteine-type endopeptidase activity. NCBI's taxonomy places the organism in Eukaryota, Metazoa, Chordata, Actinopteri, Toxotidae. Gene Ontology annotation, cellular component: nucleus; cytosol. The record is from RefSeq and is a predicted model, not a curated record. Bases 166 to 1878 code for a protein of 570 amino acids. Gene Ontology annotation, biological process: protein deubiquitination. The transcript has 12 exons.